This is a messenger RNA of Mugil cephalus (flathead mullet), 3768 nucleotides long. It is a transcript of the gene ube3a, whose product is annotated as ubiquitin protein ligase E3A. The record is from RefSeq and is a predicted model, not a curated record. The transcript is spliced from 11 exons. Gene Ontology annotation, biological process: protein polyubiquitination. Bases 320 to 2812 code for a protein of 830 amino acids. Gene Ontology annotation, molecular function: ubiquitin protein ligase activity. NCBI's taxonomy places the organism in Eukaryota, Metazoa, Chordata, Actinopteri, Mugiliformes, Mugilidae.
GCUGCAUGCUGGGAUAUAUCACGCUCUUGUUUACAAGAUGAUACAGGAAGGAUUUUCCCUUCUACUUACAAGUUUAAAGUAAUAAAAGUAUUUUCUCUCCUCAACGUUUUUAUCCAACCGUCUUAGACUAAAUUUAUUUAUUUUAUAAAAACGGAGCCUGGGGUGAAGUGAAUGUCGCCGCUCUCGGAGUGACUGAAGAGAUUUUUUUUAUUUUUUUUAUUUUUGAUUUUUUUUUGCAGUGUCACUGACAGACGCUAUCUAUCAAAAAUCACAGAGCACUGUCCAUCAGGCCUGCAGAAGGGUAUCUGAAUCCAUCCGAAUGAACAGAGCGACUGCAAAGCAUCUAAUUGAGCGCUACUUUCGGCAGUUAACUGAAGGCUGUGGAAAUGGCAACUGCACGAACGAGUUUUGCGCAUCGUGUUCUGAUUUUCAGCCUUUGGAUAACAAUUCGGCAGCUGCCAAAGCGCUUGAGCUGUUUAAGAUUAAUGCCAAACUCUGUGAUUAUUACCCCUCGAUCGCGUCCAGCUCCGACAAAAACACUCCGCUGGAUGGUAAGAUGAGCGACAAAGACCAUUGCUCCACCAAGGACAACUUUUCAGAUAUUCAUUACCUCACAGAGAAGACUGUGUGUAUGAUCCUCAGUGCCUGCGAGGAAGAAGGGGACUUUUCUGCUCUUGUCCGUGUCAUAGGCAGGAUUUUUUCUAACGCGGAGGCCCUGAUGAAAAGUUUCAGGAAAGAUGAACCAAAUGAUCCAGAAAACCAAGACUCUUUUAAAACAACAGACGCAGCGGAAGGUGAGAAACAAAGUGAGGAGUCUGGCGCCUCCUCCUCCGCAGCCGCUUUGCAAAAUGAAGCUCCAAAUGAAAUGUUCGACUCCUGUGAGGUUACAGUGGACAUCAACGCCGUGAGGAGAGUCUACGACAAACUUCUCUCCAUUGACCAGGUCCAGGCAGCUCUUGUGAACGCCAUCGUUUACCUCACUCCUAAUGUAGAACUUGACCUGGAAUACCUUGACGUGUACGAAACAAACCCAGAUUACCUGAACAUCUUCAUCAUCGUGAUGGAGAACAGUAACCUUCACAGUCCCGAGUACCUCGAAGUGGCGUUACCACAGUUCUGCAAGGCGAUGAGCAAACUGCCAGUGACCGCGCUCGCCAAGCUGUCAAAGCUCUGGUCAACCUACAGCCUCCCGCACAUCCGCCGUAUGAUGGAGACCUUCCAGCAGCUCAUCACGUUCACAGUUGUCAGCAAUGAGUACGACGGCGAAAACCUGGUAAAUGAUGAUGAGACGGUGGUGGCUGCUACCCAGUGUCUGAAGGUCGUCUUCUAUGCAAGUAUCCUUGGAGGUGACGUGGAUAUAGAGCACAACGAGAAGGAGGAGGACGACUCCGACUCUGAUGAGCUGACCCUCCAUGAGUUGCUGGGCGAGGAGCGGCUCUACAGGAAGGGCCCCCGGGUCGACCCCCUGGAGAAAGAACUGGGUGUGAGACCCUUAGACUGCAUAAGACCCCUCAUUCCCUUCGAGGAUUUUAUUAAUGAGUCGGUGAACGACGUGGUGGAGAUGGACAAAGAUUUCACUUUCUUCAAGGUCAACGCAGAAGCUAAGUUUUCCUUCCAGAGCUGCCCCUUCAUUCUCAAUGUCAUCACCAAGAACCAAGGCCUGUACUACGACAACAGGAUCAGGAUGUACAGCGAGCGGCGCCUCACCGCCCUCUACAGCAUGGUCCAGGGCCAGCAGCCCAACCCCUAUCUGAAGCUUAAAGUACGCAGAGACCACAUCAUCGACGACGCCCUCGUCAGACUGGAGAUGAUCUCCAUGGAGAACCCGUCCGACCUGAAGAAGCAGCUGUUUGUUGAGUUUGAAGGGGAGCAGGGUGUAGAUGAAGGAGGCGUUUCAAAGGAGUUCUUUCAGCUGGUUUUGGAGGAAAUUUUCAAUAUUGACAUAGGAAUGUUCACGUAUGACGACGACACCAAACUGUUCUGGUUUAAUUCAUCCUCUCUGGAGAAUGAGGCGCAGUACUCGCUUAUCGGAAUCGUCCUGGGACUCGCCAUUUACAACAACUGCAUCCUGGAUGUCCAUUUCCCCAUGGUUGUCUACAGAAAACUCUUGGGAAAGAAAGGGACCUUCCUGGACCUGUCAGACUCGCAUCCAGCUCUCUACCAAAGUCUGAAGCGAUUGCUUGAAUACACUGGCAAUGUGGAAGAAGACAUGAUGCUCACCUUCCAGAUAUCACAGACAGACCUUUUUGGAAACCCAGUAUUAUAUGACUUGAAGGAGCAAGGAGUUCAGAUCCCUGUCACAAAGGAGAACAGACAGGAGUUUGUAGAUCUGUACACUGAGUACAUUCUGAACCAGAGCGUGGAGAGACAAUUCAACGCCUUCAAAAAAGGCUUCCUAAUGGUCACUAAUGAGUCCCCGCUGAAGUAUUUGUUCAGACCAGAGGAAGUGGAGAUGCUUAUCUGUGGGAGCAGGAAACUGGACUUUGAAGCGCUUGAAAAGACAACAGAAUAUGAUGGAGGUUACAACAAAGACAGUCAGAUCAUCAAGGAUUUUUGGGAAACUAUUCACACGUUCAGCGAGGAGCAGAAGAGGCUGUUUCUUCAGUUCACCACCGGCACAGACAGAGCACCAGUUGGCGGGCUGGGAAAAUUAAAAAUGAUCAUUGCCAAGAAUGGUUCAGACACAGACAGACUCCCAACCUCCCACACCUGCUUCAACGCUCUGCUCCUCCCUGAAUACUCAUCCAAGGAGAAACUGAAAGAAAGACUCCUCAAGGCCAUCACUUACGCCAAAGGGUUUGGGAUGCUGUGAAAGAUCCAUUAUGAAAGUCUUCAGGCUGUGUUUUAACGAAAAAAAAAAAAAAAAAAAGGGAGUAUCAAAAAUCACAAAAAAAAAACAUAAUACAACAACAUAGGGAAAUGCCAUGAAACAAAAUGCUGCAGUAACCCUGUGCCUAAACAAACACUUGCAGUCAAACUUCACGGUGGGCCUUUCACACCUUCGUUCGUGAAUCACUUUCAUAGUCAUACGGUUUCCCAAAGACAGUACCUGAAUCGUUUAUUUUUUCACGUGUGUUUUAUUUUUCCGAGCAAACAUAAACAACAUUUGAUUUGUGACAACUGUGAAAGUGCACUUAUACACAGCACAUACAGUGUGUAUUUAGUCAUUCGGUUUGAUUUUUCCUUUUUUGUGUUUUUGCAGUCUUCAUGUAGCAGUAUUCAGUCCUCAGGCUCUCUUUUCCCACAAGAGUUCGCUGGGAAUUAUGGUGCUCCUUGGGUACGACUGUCAUUGUAGUAAACAGGGAUUGAGGUGAAGCCUUUUUUAUCACUGCUAAUUCAAAGAGCCUCACCGACAAGCUUCUCUUUAAAGUAUCUCCCAUCAGUGUGACAACAAGCUCGCCACUAACCUUGAGGUUCUUCUACGGUCGGAAACUAACUGUUUUAAUUGUGUGCGGUGCCUCUUGUAUAACCCACGAAAUGUUGUGAACCUGACCUGAUUGUUUGGUUUCAGAGUGUCGCUACUCACUGGCUGCUCGGUUCAGACUUUCACAUCCUGAAAGAACGGGGGAAAAAAAAACGUCUCUUCUCUUGGUUUGCUCUGAUUGCACACACCUCUGAGUGCAGUUGCCAAACGUGCAAUGAUAAAUAUGGAAAAGACAUCAAUGUUUUAUUUGGACAACUAUCUCAGGUACAUGAAGAAUGUGCAGACAAUGUGAAACUCUCCUGUAAAAGCUGCUGUUAUGCAAAGUAAAGGUGGAAAAAUAUCAA